Messenger RNA from Drosophila ficusphila, 1575 nucleotides. RefSeq names its product ribonucleoprotein RB97D-like. The transcript is spliced from 5 exons. The coding region runs from base 128 to 1441 and encodes 437 amino acids. Gene Ontology annotation, molecular function: RNA binding. NCBI's taxonomy places the organism in Eukaryota, Metazoa, Arthropoda, Insecta, Diptera, Drosophilidae. The record is from RefSeq and is a predicted model, not a curated record.
GGUUGCAUUUAAUGACUUAACAAUUAUUUGUGGAGCUUGAGCGACAUCUUCUUUCUACUUGGUUCCUCACCUUUUAACGCCAACCGAUUUCAUUAAUUUCUCGCUGAGAUAAUCUCUUUUUCCCAAAAUGGAAGCGGAAAAUGCUGCAACGGCUUCCUGCCACCGAGAGUGCAACGUGACCGGUGCAAAGAAUACCAGUAAGGAAGAUGACUACUUGCGCAAGAUUUUCAUUGGGGGACUAUCUUUUCAAACGACAGCGGAUACUUUGCGCAACUUUUUCCAGCAAUUUGGAACGGUAGCCGAUGCUGUGGUUGUUCGCAAUCCGGUGACCAAUUAUUCCAGGGGAUUUGGAUUUGUGACCUUUGUGGAGCCAGGAUCAGUUGAAAAUGUCCAAAGGGCAAGGCCACACACCGUUAAUAACAAAGCCGUGGAGACCAAGCGAGCUUUAACGCGUCGCGAAUUGCUGAUGCCGGGAACUCGAAUGCCUGGCACAAGGAUCCCCGGAACCGGAGGAGUCGUUUCGAACAAGAUCUUCUUGGGCGGUCUAAGGGAAUGCCACGAUGAGAAGAGCCUUCGCGAGUACUUUUCGCGAUUCGGCGGAGUCACCUCCGUACAACUGCUAAAGGACAAGCUCACAGGUCGCAAAAGGGGAUACGGAUUCUUGGAGUUCGACGAUAUCAUAUGUGCCGAAAGGGCAUUGGCACGAGCCAAGCACGUGAUCAACUUGAUCCCGGUGGAGGUGAAGAGGGCAAACCCAAAGCCGGAUACCGGCAAGCUCCUUCCGUUUCCCAACAGCGGAUCGGUUUGCGCUGGCUACAUUCCACCUCAGCCGGCUUCGAUGGACAGCUUCAUCAACGGCAUCGCCGACUACCAGCAAUACCUGGCACACACACUCCUUCCACCCUCGGCUUUUGUCAAGGGCUGGGCCUGCUACGUCACGGAUGUAGUGCGUCCGGAGAGCCAGGAGAACCACCAGAACAACACUCGCUCUGGCACUUACAAUCCAUACACUUACUACCAGCAGCCACACCAGCAGCAGCCGAAUGUGAAUGGCAACUCCGCAUACGGAAAUGGAAAUGGAUAUGGGAACCUAAAUGGAGUGGAUGCCUGGUCCGCCUAUCCGAAGCCAGAGAAGUGCGUGGCCCGAGGAUGGAAGCCGAGCAAUGUGCCCGAGUGGCCGCCGAAGCCCGGGCACAAACACGCCCAAACUUGGACCGGCGAUGGUCCCUACUUCUAUUGCAAGUGCCUCCAGGGCGAAAUGGGAACCAAGGGCGAUGCAAACGGAGUUGGAGGAUCGAUGGUGGGAUUGGGCUUUGGAUCAGGGAUGACCGCCAAGUGGUCCACCGAGGACAGCCAGAUCCUAAAGCCCCCUCAGAGUCCAACGCAGUUCGCGAAUCCGAAGGCUGGAAACGGAAUUUCAUCGCCAGCUUAUGGCAUCUAAAAUGAUGAAAACUCGAUCGACAUUUCCCCGUAGAACGUAACCAAUUGUAUUCCUUUUUUUUGACGACAUGCGAUUAAAUGCGAUCCCUUCGGAGGAAAAACAAUAAAGCACACUGAAAUUGAUGACACUUCAAA